Messenger RNA from Acipenser ruthenus (sterlet), 2620 nucleotides. RefSeq lists its product as uncharacterized. The record is from RefSeq and is a predicted model, not a curated record. Bases 153 to 1652 code for a protein of 499 amino acids. Lineage: Eukaryota; Metazoa; Chordata; Actinopteri; Acipenseriformes; Acipenseridae. The transcript is spliced from 7 exons.
AUGGAGGAAACAAAAAACUACAUCUCCCAGAAUUCCUAUUUUUGGAAGUGCGUGAUGACGCCCUGCGAAAGUGAAGGCUAAACAUCGGUUGUUCACCAGCCGGGCUUGGACAGAAAACAAAAUAAUAACACACAAGGUUGUCGUGAUUGGUAAUGGACCAGGAGGAGGAAAGGAAGCAAAUUAACUCCAAAAAGCCAGACAGGGCACUUUAUGUCCCUAGAAGGCAGCAAGCGAAUGGGGAGCAGGAGAAGAAAGGAGAGCUGCUGAAGGAAGGGGCCCUACGCCCCUCUACUAGUGAGGAGCCCAAGAGGCAGGCUCAAAGCAAGACUAGAGCAAGGCCCCUUGAGGUUAGUGGGUCAGCGAGUGGGGAAAAGCAGAGGGAGAGGAAAGGGAGGCAGGUCAAGGAUAAGGGGAAAAAGGGUAACAUGAGUACUGGGGGAAGCAAAAUGAAAAGGGACAGGGAAGGUAGUGAAAGUCAGAAGCAACUGGAUGGUGAGAGAGAGGUGAGUCAGGGGAUUAGCGAUGGGGAGAAAAAAACAGAAACAAGGGAAGACACAGGAAAUCGAGGGAUAGCAGAUAAAGAGGGAGAGGCAGGAAAUAAAAUAAAUGAUUUGGAUCCUUUGGAACACCUUGUCUUGGGCGGACCUCAGAGCUGUUCUCAUGAGGAAAACAUGCAGGCCAUCCAAACUGAAGUCUGUGUUUCUAAAUCUGGCCCCCUUGGUGAAGCUGUAGGUAACGGGCUGUUCGAGACAGAGUCUGGUAUGGGUGUGACAGUGAAGGGGCCCUUAGCAGUGAGUGCAGGUCAGGAAGAGGAUGCCUGCCCUGGGACAGGGCUGGGAGAAGGACAAGGUGAAGGGGUGAAGAGUAACACAUACACAGAGAACACAACACCUUCCCAAGGUACCCCUGAUUGUUCCAGCACAGAAGGGACAGGCUUGCAGACUGAGGAGACUUGGUAUGUUGAGAAGGUACUGAAUGGAGACUCGGGAACCUUGGAACAUUCUAUCAGUACAGCAUUAAGAGAGGAUCCCAGUGACCAGGAGUCAGACAGCUGGGACACCCUAUUUAACGACAAGGGAGAUUGCCUGGACCCCCAUCUACUGGAGGAGAUAUCACAAGAUCAGGGGAAGGUAAAGAAGUCCAUCCAGGAGCCCAGAUUUGAUUAUUACAACUGGGCAGUCGAAUCCGAGGUGGAGCUCAGAGAGGAUGAGUUGUCCCACAUCGUUGAGAUCUACGAGUUCCCUUCAGAGUUCAAAACCGAGGAUCUGCUCCGAACUUUCAACAGCUUCCAGCAAAAGGGGUUUGAUAUUCAAUGGGUGGAUGACACUCAUGCACUGGGACUCUUCUCCAGCCCCAUAGCCGCACGAGACGCCCUGAGAACAAAACACCCGUUGCUGAAGGUCCGCCCACUGUCACAGGCGUCCGCUGCGACGAAAGCUAAGGCCAGGGGAUGUUCAGAUUACCUCCUGCCUGCAAAGGAGCGCCCCAAGACCAGUGCAGCUCUGGCCAGAAGGCUGGUUAUUGGGGCGCUGGGCGUGCGGAGCCCCCAGAGCCGAGAAGAUAGGGAUGCAGAGAAGAGGAAACUGCAGGAAGCCCGUGAACAAAAGCGAUUGGUGGCCAAACAGCGUGAGGAUGCUUGGGAGGGAAAAUGACUGAGCAUUUUAUACAUGACCGAUUGUUGGUGAGAGAUCAGCAGCAUUAUAUAUGGUGCAUCGAAUUCAGCUGGAUAUGCCCUUAUUUGAAGAUAUUUAACAGGGCACCCAUAUUGAGCAGACAUGCUCUCUUCUAGAGAGGCCCAGUUUCCAUGCUGGGAAUUUGUCUCGGACACUGCCAUGGAUAUUUGAGCCAGUGACAGAUGAUGUAUAGCAUUCUCUCCUGAUGCUGUGUGGAACCGAAGGUAUUCACACAAGAUAGCGUCUUUUUCUGAAGCUGAAUGUUCAACUGAAUGUUUAUAUACAUCUUUAAGUAGACACAUGUUUGCUGAGAGGUCUGUAAUGCUGGGAAUUAUACAGGCAGGAGGCUUUCGAGUUUCAAAGUUAACUAAACUCAACCUGAGAGUUACUAAAAAGCAAUCGACAGAAAAAAAAGUUUUGUUUGAUUUUAAUAUCACCUACUUUUUUUUUUUUUUUUUAAUUGUCAAUUAAACAUCACUCCGUUCAUGUUUGGAGGAGCCCAUCUGUCCCUGUGUAUAUGCAUACGUACUUAUGUCAUAGUUACAUUUUUACAUGCACAUACAGUGCCCCCUCGUUAGAAGGCAGCCCUUUACACCACAGAACAGUUUAUAAGUUGGUAUAGUCAUGGCUCCUUUUUUCCCCUUGAUGCUAUUACACUGGCACUUGUAAUCUCAUUGUAAGGUAGAACACAAAUUGCAUGGCCUCUUAGCUCUGGCUCCCAACUACAGCAUUAUAAAGAGUGUGGCCUGUACUUUGAAUGUAGGUCAUGGUAAUCUGCCUUUUCACGUUACUGAUAGUUCUAAUUUUGUAUUUACAGUGGUGGCGGUGGAUCUGUAUAUUACAGAAAUUAUAAUACAAGUUGUAGAAAUUAUAAAAACUGUUGCAAUAAAAGUUAGCCCCAUUUUUUAUGUCUUGGCCUCUUUAAUAAAUAUUUUUGAACAAGCUUU